CAUGGUAUCACCUUUUAGAAUUAGAAAAGUAUAUUUGUUUAUUAGAAGUUGAGUUAGCAAAAGAUAUUAAUUAUGAUUCUAAAAAGGAUUUUCGUUUAUUUGAAGAAGCAACACAAUAUCUUGGUGGCAGUAAUUAUGCUACAUAUAGUACACUAAAUCCUAUAAUGAUACAUAUUAUUAAUAAACUCAAACCUAUAUUACAACUAUCAGAAGAAAUUAAUAUUGAAAGUAUCAAGGAUAUUUUUUCAGAACUUGAAAUUUGUGAUGAUAAAAAUAAUCUAGAUAAACCUAUGCAAACAUUUGGAGUUUUAGAAAAAGUUAAAGAAAUAUUAUAUUAUGAUAAUAAAUUAUAUUUACCUUCUAUUCUUGAUCCUCAAGUUAAAAAGUUUGAUUUUGCAUCUGAUAAAAUAAAACAAGUUCAGGAUUUACUAAAAACUAAAUAUCACAAUGCAAAAGAUAAAUUAUUACUAAUUUCAACAACUAUGUCAUCAACUACUUCCUAUUGGAAUCAAAAUGCUCAUAGGUUUCCUGUUCUCAGCAAGUUAGCACAAUCUUAUCUUGCAGUUUCAGCAACUUCAACACCUUCUGAAAG
Messenger RNA from Scutellospora calospora, 592 nucleotides. The record is from the annotation of a GenBank genome assembly. Lineage: Eukaryota; Fungi; Glomeromycota; Glomeromycetes; Diversisporales; Gigasporaceae.